UCUAUCAUAAAGAGAAAAAAACUUGAGACUUCCGCGUGAGCUUACUUCUGAUUGGCUGCUGUCUCGUCGACUUUGACGGUUCCUGGUAGUUUCUUUUCAGUUUCCCCGCCUUUACCGAGCAGGAAACAGGAACAAACACACACACACACACACACGUUCAACGAGGGAUAAUACACACCGAGCGACGGAUAAAAUGCCUCCUUCUCUGACUGCUCUUAUUCUGCUGUGUUCGGCGUUCAGCGGGUCCACAGCGACCCUCGGCUCACCGAACAACGUCCGCCUGAGUUCCUACAACAUGAAUCUGGUGCUGCGGUGGGAUCGACCUGAAGGAGAAGCCAGUGACCUGCUCUACACCGCCGAGUACAAAAACCAAAUCUCAUCCUACAAAACGGGCUGCCUCAACAUCUCCGCCCUGGAGUGCGACUUCACCCCUCUCCACCUCAGUGUGUAUGGAAGGUAUAUGGGCAGAGUGCAGGCAGUCCGGGGCGCCGAGAGCUCCGCCUGGGUGGAAAGUUCCCCCCUCACCUUGGACAGAGACACCGUCAUCGGUCCGCCGAGCGUGUCUCUCGUCUCCAAUGGAGCAACGGUGGAAGUCAGCAUCAAAGACCCCAUGUUCCAGAUUUCUGAUCUGAGGAACGUGUACGGCGAACCCGACUACAACGUCACGCACUGGAAGAGCUCCCGGAAUGAAACGGCGAGGAAAAGCCAGAUCACACAGCAGACCCGGCUGGUCCUGGACGACCUGGACGCCUGGAGCCGGUACUGCGUGCAAGUUCAGCUCAAGACCGGCAUCGACUCCAGAACCAGCCUGCCGAGCAACGUCACCUGCCAGAGCACCGCCGGGGCAGGGAGCACUGGCAGCUGGUUGCUCUCUGCAGGGCACGGCGCUCCCUGGCUGGCGGCUGUGCUGGUGUUGGUCGGCGUUUCCUUGGCGGUGGCUCUGGUGGUGGUCGUGGUGAGGAAACGGAAAAGCAUCUCCAGAUUUCUCUUCCCGAAAGACACACUGCCUCAGUGCUUAAAGGAGUCUCUGCCGGCUCUUCCCGUCUCCACGCCGCAUCCGGUGAAGGAGCUGCACCCCGGAGAGGAGCUCUGCGACCAGGUGCUCCUGGUGACGGGAGGCGGGGGCGUGGAGGAGGAGGAGACACAGCCGGACGCGGGGGACGCCUCGGCGCCUCUGCGUUCCUGAUCCACGUCCGCCCGGAUGCGAAGCGACUGGAACUGUGUGCGAAAGCGACGACGGAGCACGACUCCCCGAAAAGCUCAGCGUUCGGAGAGCUCCAAGACAAAACCCACAGUUUGGUGUAAAUCUGUCCGCCGAAACCGAGCUGGAGCUCAGAUUUUAUCAUCUCGUUGGCGACUCAGCUCUGCUGAACUCCGAAAACAGGAAGAAAUCAGGGGAAGUUGGCUUCGCGGUUCAGCAGAUGCGUUCCUCAAAAUAGCCUUGAAAAGAAAUUCCAUUUGAGCGACUGAAGGUUCCUGGCACGCCCGCUCUGGGUGGUCCACUUGACCGGUUCCCAAACAUUCAGCAGCGGUCACGAAGCCCUCGUGAUCUUUCAUUUGUUUUGUUUCAGAAUUUCAUUCAUUUCUGUUGCACAGCUGAGUUGAAGUGUUUACAUUAAAAGUGUAUCAAUUAUUUAAAAUAUAUUUAUUAAAAAAAAAUAGUAAGGAUUUUGGUCCUUCAAGAAAAAAGGGCGUCAAAAUCCGUCAUUCCAGCUGUGUGUCGGGGACAUGAAGGAUAAUAGUUUAGAAAGACUUUCUAUUACAAACUUUGAAUGAAACUAUACAAACCAGUGGUCUUAAAAACCACACGGUUCGUUGCCAUGAAUUUUUUUUGUGUAAGUUUCGUAACUGUGUGUACAGUAAUAAUGAUUAUCCAGGUGUGUUCAGGUUGGUCAGAGUGGCGAAACGGACCGGCGCUCUCAGGUGGAAAGAGUCAGAAGCACAUCUGUUUCUUAAUCUGAAACCAAAGAAGCAUUCACAGUUCCCCUCCAAGGUUUCUCUUAAAAAAAAAUCAAACUGCUAAACAGGAAACAAUUUUCUUUGAAAAAUGCAACAGGAAAUCCAUCAACAAAGAAUUCAGGAUGUUUUGUCUCCAUUUUGAAGGGUUUACAUGUUUUCUGGCUUCAGAUGAAGUUGAUUCAUGUUUUUGUGGUUGACUGAAGCUUCGAUAAAUUUUAUGCUUUGUGUUUACUAACGCUGCUUUUAUACUUGAACUGGUAUUUUAAGUUAAGUUUUAUUUUCUUGUUUGUGAAUGAUGAACAUUUUCUGCGGUGCGAUGAAUGCGAUGACACAGCAGUGAGAGAAUAAAUGAAAAAUCUCAACAAAAGUGCAAAAGGAAAAAUUAUUUCCACUGUGAUGUAUCUUCUGCAGCUGCAGGCGGUUUUAGACUGAAUGGAUAGGAAAGAUUUGACGAGUUGGUCGGAGAAUUUGUAUUUAAAACAUUUAACAAAUACACAAAAGUAAAUUGAA
Messenger RNA from Salarias fasciatus (jewelled blenny), 2469 nucleotides. RefSeq names its product interleukin-10 receptor subunit beta-like. The record is from RefSeq and is a predicted model, not a curated record. Gene Ontology annotation, biological process: cytokine-mediated signaling pathway. Gene Ontology annotation, molecular function: protein binding; cytokine receptor activity. Gene Ontology annotation, cellular component: plasma membrane. The transcript is spliced from 7 exons. Bases 194 to 1186 code for a protein of 330 amino acids. NCBI's taxonomy places the organism in Eukaryota, Metazoa, Chordata, Actinopteri, Blenniiformes, Blenniidae.